Halichondria panicea is the source of this 967-nucleotide messenger RNA. Its product is annotated as ubiquitin domain-containing protein UBFD1-like. Bases 59 to 814 code for a protein of 251 amino acids. The transcript is spliced from 7 exons. Lineage: Eukaryota; Metazoa; Porifera; Demospongiae; Suberitida; Halichondriidae. The record is from RefSeq and is a predicted model, not a curated record. Gene Ontology annotation, molecular function: cadherin binding; RNA binding.
CACUAUUAUUAUAGUGCGCAUGCGCGAGGGAUAUUGACGAUCCCGUACCCAUCUCCACAUGGUAUGUAGCAUGGCGGAAGGAAGCUCAGAAACAAGCCAGCUAACAGACACUUCUGCAGAAAAUGUGGAAACAGUCAAUUUCAGAGUCGUAUGGAAGAAAACAACGUAUGACGUCACUUUUGGGCUCGAUGAAAAAGCGAUUAAACUAAAAGAGCACAUACAAACACUCACAGGUAUCCCACCCACAAUGAUGAAAUUAAUGUAUAAAGGGCUAGUGAAGGAUGACAAGACGCUAAGGGAGUUGGCUGUGACGGCCAAUGCUAAGAUGAUGGUGGUGGGGUCCACCAUGGGAGACGUCAUGACUGUGCAACCACCCUCAGCUGCUGAGAUAAAGAAACUGCAGACUGAGAAACCAUCUGACCCCAAACAAUCUCUGAGUGAAGCGAUUGAUCAUAAAAAAAUUCUUGAAAAAGGUGUACCUGAAGAUAUACCUCCCGGAAUUAAGCAUAGGAACGACCCGCUACCGGGGCAAGCCCUGUCUGGUAUGCUCAACAAGUAUGGGAACAAAGUACGGCUACAUUUUAAGAAGGAGUUGGACCAGCUGUGGAUAGGUACCAAAGAACGCACUGAGAAGCUUCCUCUUGGGUCCAUCAGUAAUGUUCUAUCAGAGCCAAUCAAAGGACACGAGGAAUAUCACAUCAUGGCUCUUCAGCUUGGGCCGACCGAGCUCUCUCGAUACUGGAUCUACUGGGUGCCCGCACAAUACGUGGAGGCGGUCAAAGAUGCUAUCCUCGGGAAGUGGCAACUUUUCUAACCAUCUGAGUAUUUAUUAACUAACGUAACUAACGACAAGACACUGCUAGCAUGUGAUGUCAAACAUGUACCCAUAUUUCGUGUCACAUGCAUUUUUUAUGUUAAAUUUAUGACUGUAUUAUUGUUAAUUGGUAAUGGUAUGUGACCUCAAUCA